Molecule: messenger RNA, 8138 nt
Organism: Megalops cyprinoides (Indo-Pacific tarpon)
Lineage: Eukaryota; Metazoa; Chordata; Actinopteri; Elopiformes; Megalopidae
Product: rootletin-like
Exons: 23
Coding region: 167-7198 (2343 amino acids)
Molecular function (GO): protein binding
Source: RefSeq, a predicted model, not a curated record
GCUCAUAAAGGGAUUAUUUUUCUUUCGUGUAAUUAUACAAUAUGGAAUGAAUAUCAUUAAUAAAAGAAUUGAAUAAAUUGAUCAAACUCGCCAAUAAUAAUAAGUGACAGUGUAGGGGAGAAAAACAACAUUAAAAAAACCUGAAAACAGGCUGAGAAGCCUCAGAAUGGAGGACGACCCCAGGGGGGGUCCAGAGUGGCAGACGGAUUUAGAGAACAGACUGGGGGGAUGUGAUAACACCUUGACACAGAGAGAAGAGGAGGCCUGCCUGUCAAAGCAGAAGGCGGCAAGGCGUGAAUUUGCACUGUUUGACAGCCACAAGUCUAGAGACAAGACAACAUCCCCAGACUGUUGCAUCAGAGAUGAAGAGUCCUUGGAUGGAAUUGGUGAACUUCGUGGACUCAAGGAGAGGGUUUCAGGCCUUUCUGAGGGCCUCCUGAAGAGCAAAGAGCUUUCUGAAUGGGACCUGAGCCAGCAUGCAGCCCAGGGGAACCGGGAUCUGCCAGAGAAGUGGAAAGAGCGCCUCCUGCUGGCCCACAGGCAGAAAGAGGAGGUGGAGAAGCGGGGGCCAGAGUGGGAGACCUCUGAGGAGGAGCAGGAGGUGCAGAUCCAGACACUGGUUGGGGAAAUGGCUGAGCGGGACUCCAUCCAGGCUCAGCUGGUGGAGGCACAUGGCCAAAUGGUGAUCAGGCUGGAGGAGGUAGGGAGGUGCAAGAGGAGAAUGGAGGCCCGCAUCCAGCAGCUGGAGAGCGAGUUGACCGGGGUGGGGUCCGCCGUGGAGGAGGUGGAGAGAAAUCACAGGCAAACUGUCAACGAACACGAAAGACUUCCGGAGGAUGUUCAGGCAUCACCCAAUGAGAAUGAGGAGCUGUUUCAUCAAAGGAACUGUGGGACCAGAGUCUCGGAGAGGAGCCGCGGGCUGGAGUCUCCGGUCCUGUACCCGGACGGCGGUAGCUCGAAGGCGGCUCGUCUGGAGAAGCUGCUGGAACUGCGUGAGGAGACGGUGGCGGAGCUGCAGGGCAGGCUGGCCGGUCAGGAGCAGCUCCUGAGGGACAUGCAGGAGACCCAGAGGAAGCUGUCUGUGAGGAACGAGGAGCUGAACGCCAGGCAGCGCGAUCUCAGCGACGAGCUGCACCGCUGGAGGGCCAAGGGUUCCGGCCUGGAGCAACGCGAGAGGGAGAUGAGGGCGGAGAUCGCCCAGCUCAGGGACACUGUGGCCCACAUGGAGGUCAACAGCGCCACCCUAGAGGGCAGGCUGAAAGCCAAGGCCUCUGAACUGAAAGCCCUGGAAGCCUCCAAACAAAAAGAGACAUCCAGCCUUUUGUCAGACAUGAGGAAGCUGACUUUAGACCAGGCAGACAGGGAGGCUGCUUGGCUGAGAGAAAGGCAGGGCCUGGAGGCACAGCUGAGGAAGAGGAGCAAGGAGCUGGAGGUGUCCGAAGAGCAACAGCAGAAGCUGCGGCAGGUGUACGAGUCUCUGGAGGAAGAGCAGCAGCGGCUGCGACAGGCAGAGGGCGCUCUUGUGCAGAAAAACCAAGCAAUGGAGGCCAAGGUCUCACACCUGUCUCAGCUACUGACCUCCACCCAGGACUCCCUUGCUAGAGAGAGACAGGUUGUUAGCACCGCAAAGACCCAGCUGACCCACAAAGAUCAGAAAAUCAAACAACUACAGGAGCAGGAGGCUGCUCUACACUCCACAAUCAAGCACUUACAAGAGGACCUGCAGCGGGCGUGGAGGGAGAGGGUGAGCGCGGAGGAGGCUGAGGCGGCGGCAGGGGUGUCCCCCGAACUGCAGGUGCUGUCACAGAGGGUGAAGGUUCUGGAACACAGCCUGAGGGACAACGUCAACACCUUCACAGAGUCCGAGGCGGCCCUCCAGAACAGGAUAAAAGAGCUGGAGGUCUCUGAGAGGAACCUUCUGGUGAAGGUGGAUGACCUCACUGCCAGGUCUGGCGUCCCCUGUCCCGCCACGCCCCGACAGAGACAGGAGGACAAACUGCACAUGCUCAGGGAGGAGGUCCGCACCAUGGCCCUGGAUAAAGAGAGGUGUGAGAGAGUGUGGAAGGAGAGGCUCCACCGCUGUCAGCACCAGGUGAAGAUGAAGGAGGAGGAGAUGAAGAGGCAGUCCGAGUACUUUGAGCACUACAAGCAGAAGCUGCAGCAGAAGCUGGGCCUGUCCAAGGAGCGGGAGCAGGGGCUGCAGAGCCGGGUCUUCCAGCUGGAGCGCGAGGUGAUCGACCUGACAGCUACAGCGGCGCUGCUGCGGACGGAGCUGGAGAGGCAGGCCCCCGGGAGAGGAGCCCCGCCCCUGGACGCGGAGGCAGAGGAGGCGCCAGGCCUCGGGGACGAGCCCGGUUCCCUGCCGGGAGAGGGCCGGCUGAAGGGCUUCAUCAGCAGCCUGCAGGAGGACCUCCGGGAGCUGCUGGGGAGGGAGGAGGCGGGCCUGGCGGAGCGCAGGGGGCUGAGGGAGGGGCUGCAGGACGCUGAGGACAACGUGGAGUUCCUGUCCCGCAAGCUGGAGGACUUCCGCUCCCGCAUCCACGAGCUGAAGCUGUCCGAGAGCGCGCUGCUGGAGGAGGUGGAGGAGCUGGCCGAGGAGAACGAGCGUCUCCGGGGAGGUCUGAGGACGCAGAACGAGAUCCACGCCCCCCUGAGCCCCAACCCGAACCCCACCCCAAACCCCCCCGCAACCCCAUCUGAGGGGGUGGGGCCUGAACAACAGGAGCUCAAGCCUGUGGACAGCACUGAUUCGACAGGUGCCGUGGUGCCCGGAGAGGACCCGCUCCAGGGGAGACGUGACACCCCUCUGCGCCCAGCCAGGGACAGAUCUGCGCAGACACCUUCCCUGACACACUGCAUCAAAGAGGCCAUUACCAUCGCCAGGCUGCUGGAGGGCUCUUUCCUCCCCCUGCUGGAGAGCAAUUCCUGGGCUGUGGUGGAGAUCAUGCAGGCCCUGCGUUGUGGAGGAGUAGAGCAGGUAAAGCAGACCCUCCAACAGCAGGAGUCUCAAUCCAGACUACCUGUCUUGGAGUGUGAGGACACACCUCUGCCUGAUCACCAAGAGGGGGCAGUAGAGUGCUCAGCGGCGAAAGCGGUCCUCCUGUCCAAGCACAAGGAGACAGUAGUUGUUCAUUCCCAGCCAGAUCUACUCAGACUCUUUGGGCACGGAACCCAGAAUACGAAUCUGAUAUCGCUAGUGACAAAAACCAUAGACGUUGACUGUAACCCUGCUGAUGGUGGGACACCCAGCAAGGAGUAUUCAUUCCGUUCAUACUCCUUUGGUACUUUCAAUCCCCCGAGGGAGGCAAUGAGGUCACUGAAAGAAACCGUUUGGAGUUUGGAAUCUGAAGUAGACAGUCUCCAAAACAACAAAAAAGACUUGGAAACCAUCCUUCACAGCAAAGAAGAGGCCCUUCAGAGGGCGUCUGAGGAGAACGCCAGACAAAAAUCAAACAGGAGGGAGAAACAGGCAGGGGGGUCAUCCGAGGAGCAGGAGGCGUCGAGAGGUGAGAGGGGACACCUGCAGCUCGAGACCCUGAAGAACAACUGGAGGCAGGAGAACAAGGUUCUGGCCAGGCGCAACGAGGAGCUGCUGGAGCAGAUCACCAAGAUGGAGGGGGACUACGAGAGAGAGCUGACCCAGCUGCGGCUGCAGAUCUCCCUGCAGGAGCGGGACGAGGGCCAGCUGGAGGAGGAGAACCGGCAGCACUGCUGCGUCAUCGCCGAGCUGCAGCAGAAGAUGGAGGACGACCUGAACGUGAUCGUGGAGCUGCAGGACGCCCUCCGAGAGCGGAGCGAGCAGAUCGCGGUCCUGCAGCAGAAGACGGAGGACGACCUGAACUUGAUCAUGGAGCUUCAGGAGGCCCUCAGGGAGAAGAGCGGGCGGGAGGGAGGAGAGAUCGGGAUGCUCACAGAGGAGGAGAGGGACAAAGAGGACCUGGUUGAAAACACUACCACCCUGGAAUCAGAGGAGACCGUCCUGCUGAGAAGCAGUCUGGAGGAGAGCAGGGAGGCGCUCUGCCUGCUACAGACCGAAAAGGCCCAGCAGCAGGCCCUCAUUGAUAGACUGGAGGAGGAGAAACAGCAGAGCUCUCAAAACAUUGAAGAACUGCGUGGACAGGUAGAAAGGCUGUCCGGCCUUGUCUCUCAGCUGAAAGACGAGCUUCAGGCAGUGCGUACGGAGAAGGACGGCCUGGCGAAUCAGAACCAUGAUCUCUCAGCCAGACUGGAGAAGCUGAUCCAGACAAACGCUAACCUCACCCACAAGGUGGAGGACCAGCAGGAGGCCAUCAAGAUCAGCUCUGAGAUGAUCUCUGAUCUGCAGAAACAGAGAGAUGACAGCGUCUGGGAGGUAACCAGGCUUCAGGAGGCCAACGCAGCAUCAGAACAGGAACUCCUGCCAUUGAGGGAGGCAAGUAAGGCCAUCUCCAGUCAGCUGUCAGACCUCCAAGAUCAAAAAGUUCAGCUGGCCCGUCUGCAGGAAGAGAAGAGUCAGCUCCAAAGGGACAUGAGCAUUAUGCAGACACAGCAUGCAAACGUCCUGAAGCAGCAGGACGGGGAGAUUCAGACCCUCAGAGAGACUAAUGAAAAUCUCUCAGAGAAAAUUGCUGCCUUGCAGGGGACGGAAAGAGCAGUCUCAGAGAGAAACACCCAGCUCUGCCAGGAGGUGGACUCUCUGAUGAGAGAAAAUCAGGCCUUGAUCAUUCAGAUCCAGAUGCUGGAGGUCAAUAAAGAACUGGGGGAAAAUACAGCUGCAUAUUCUACUCCUCCAAAAGGUAGUGAGAUUCAAGUAGUCAAAGACGUGUCGGAAGUGGGCUGUGCCGUGAGACACAACACAGAGAAGAAAGAGCAGGAAACUGAAAAGGAGCUUGAGGUGUCCUUCCAGCUGAGUGACGUUUCACAGAAUACAGCAGUUAAGGGAACCGUGCCAUCCCCAAGACACAAAAUGGCUCUCGAAAUCACUCAGAAAAGUCGAGCCACAGUUUUCUCUUAUAAAACUGUCAACCUGGGGAACACCUUUCAGGACCAACCGAGCACAAUAGGAGAUAAGGGCGAUUUGCCAAAGGAGCUGGAAACUAUGGCAACAGAGCUGAAGAGGUGUCAGGAGGAGCUGGAGAAAGCCAGAGCAGAGGCACAGAAGUGGUACCGGGAACUGGGCCUGGCCGAGGCCAGAGGAGAGGAGGCAGAGAAGAAAGCUUCACAGGCUGCGAACGAAGUGAAGAGAAUGAGGGAGAGUGGUGCUGAUGCGGAACAGCUCAGAGUGGAGGUCGAGGCCUUAAAGAGCAAGCUGGCUGAACUGGAGGACCGGAAGGACACCAUCCGAGCACUGAAGGUGCACUCAAACGACCUCAGACAUCAGUUUGAUGAGCUCUUAAAGACAAAGACCCAGACUGAUUUAGAGAUGGCUCCUUUGAAGGCCAAGCUGUCCUGCAUGGUGCAGAAGUGCCAGGAGCGGAACAGCCUGAUUGUGCAGAUGGUGCGAGCUCUGCGCAGAUACGGCUGCAUCGACUGCACACUCACGCAGGAGGCUGAGGACCUGGUCAAUGACACAGCGCUGCUGGAGUACUCCUGUGCCUUCUCCCCUGCAGCGAGCAGAACACAGGAUCCUUGCAAACAUGUAUGGGAAACGACAAAGAUAAAUGAGGACAAAGAUUCUGCACAGCCCUCUCUGUCCUGCAGUCAAGGGGGUCUGUCUGACGCAGACACAUCACUCAGCUUCAGGCUGUGUGUGGCAAAGGCUGACUACUGCCCCUCACCAGACAUGCCCCAGACAGUGCUUCCUACACUCCCCCUUAUUGCUGGCGAAUCAGUGCAAGUCACUGGGGUUCCAGACAGCCGUGGGCUGUACCACGCAAAGGUGAAAGGGGAGGCCGGGCUGGUUCCUGCAUGUUUUCUAGAGGAGAAAGCGGACCUGCAUCACCGAGCUCUCCCCUCAGCUGGAAAUGGCACCAGCCUGGGGUCAAAACUGACCAGUCCAGAGAAGAUCAUCAGUUUCCAUCAUCAACUUCAACAGUCCCACUGUAGCAACUAUCAGGUCAUCUCUGGUUCUGAUCCCAGCCCUGAAACGGGCAGCGGCUGUGUUCCCACCUCAAGCCUGCCUCAGGAUACCUUGUCAGAUCUGUCCAAGCCCGCACAGCAUCCCUCCCUUUCCCAGGAGUCACGGGAGGACAGGGUGGGGCAGGGACAGGAGCAGCAGGGGCAGCAGCAGACGAGGGGGAGUGGUUCUGGCGAGCCAGCCAGGAGAAGUGCCAGAGACUCUGCGGGGGUGCUGAAUAACCCCUGCCCCUCCAGGGAAGAAGCCGGUGGCUGCACCCCCUCAGCUGACUCCUGCAGAAAGCUGUCUGACCUGUCAAUAUUGAACAGCCAAGGCCAAAAUGUCAGACCCGUCCUGUCCCACACCCUGGUUCCAGAGGCCAGAUCAAUAAGAGCAAAGCAAGAACCUCCGGCACCAGUGGGAUCCUUGGAGGUCAUAAAGACAGUGGGACAGAGCAGCCUGAUGAUUGGCUGGGAGAGGCCGCCACUUGACGAGCUGGGCUGCAGUAACGGCACCUUCGUGUACGGAUACAGGAUCUAUGUUGAUGGGGAGUUCCACAAGUCAGUGAUGAGCUCAGCAUGUACCAAGGCAGUUCUGGAGAAUCUGGAUCUGUCCGUGCCGGUCCACAUCAGUGUUCAGACGCUUGGUUCAAACGGGCUUUUUGCUGAGAAGGUUCACGUCCUUUACAAGAGCAGCAGCCCCUCCACUGGGUCAGCACCUCCCCCACCGGACAUGAGGGCCUCCAUCCUGCGCCGAAACAGUGGGACCACUCAGCCAAUAAUGUACAGAUCACUGCAGUUGAAAUCAUCCUCUCCAAAGUCUGCAGUGAAGCCAGUGAUGUUUGUUGCCAUCUACAACUACAGCCCACUGAAGGACAGCCCCAACAUCCACCCCAGCCGAGAGCUGGCCUUCCGGGAGGGCGACACUGUCUGGGUGUUUGGCACGCCCCGGCGUGAUGGCUUUUGUGAGGCAGAGGUUAACGGCAGGCGGGGCCUUGCGCCGGUGGCUUUCCUGGAAGAGAUUCCCAUGGGGCAGCCAAGGACAAGGCCAGAGAGAACGACGGGGUGUGCAACAGGCUCCCCUGGGGCGGACGAUCUGCCUUGCGCUCCCAGCUGCUCCAUGUCUCCCCUGCAUGGGCGGAAAGCUCCGGUCAGAAGGCUAUGAGAGUCUCGGGUUCUGACAUCAUCAAAACUUGCCAAAAGAAUUGACCAGGUCUGAGUGCUUCAUCAUCACAGCAAAGGAACAAAUACCUCCUACCUUUUUGAACGUUUAUACUGAUAGUGCUCCUCGAAAGUUGGGAAUUCACCAUUUAAGAUGUGGAGAGAACGUGAAAAACAUGAAUUGGUCUUCCUCAAAAAAAAGACGUGAAAUCCAAGGAGUGGCAUCAGCUCUGGAAGAGCUUGUGUUACCAUGGUGAUACUCUUGGUAGCCAUAAUACACGGCACAUUGAGAGAGAGCACUCAGUACUCACUAUGCCAAAAGACACAGGCCCCCAGUGAGACAGCAGACUGUAGCCAACCGUACCUCUUACGGAGUCCCAGCAGAGACACACGAGACGUCAGCCUGUCUCCAUCCACCUCUGUUCUCUUUCUCACCGUACUGCAGCUAUGUUGGUGUCUGGUCACAUAUGGUCAAACAGGCUACGACAGGCCAUACCAUUGGGGUCUGAUUCAUUAGUCUCCUCUUAAAGUUACCACCUUUUACAUUUCCUUUGUUAAACAAGGUGAUACGUUUAAGAUGACACUUUGUAAAUAUUCCCGACUGCCUUUUACACACAGAACAGUCCUGCUAUUUGUUUAUUCACUCUAAACAUCGUUGCUAACUCAUGGGGCAGGGGAAAUUUCAUACCAUGGCCGCAAAUCCCAGGGAGCAGGUUUAAGCAACUGCCAGGAUCCUGUGUCUCCUGAUUGGAUUUCCUCAGUCUGGUCCUCAUGUGGUUCAGCUGUGGUCGUGGAAUUAACAUGAUGCCAGUUUUCUAACCAGGUUGCCGGUGUACUAUUCAUUUCAAAAUGUCACAUUGUGAUUUUUGUUUUAUUAUGCAGCUUUUUGCAAAUGUGUCACAACUUCGAAGGUGUAACAAAUGUCAUACAGAUGUAUGGUCCAU